AUGGCCACUCGUCACCUCCCAAUCAGAGAUCUCCACAAUACUAAUGCUACCAUGUUAUCCGACAAUCCCAUACUGGCUCCCCCUUGCGAUGACACGCCCGCAACCGCCACGACUACUUCUGUCGCUCCCACCUCCAUUUCCCCUUCUGUAGAUUCGCCUUCCCCCACCGUCCAGGUCACGCCGGGGAAGCUGACGGCGAGCACCCCCCCCGCAAGCCUUGCACCGGCUGUCUCAUUCACUCGGCCUCCAGUGACGGAUCCACCCAUCUCCUCCCCUUUAGCGCCCCACCAAGGAAAUCCUUGGGAUCUUGAAACAUCUUAUCCCGGUAACGGAGCGAGAUUCACGAGUAUCCCCAUCACUCCUCCCCGUGUCUCCGCCCAAGGCAAUACUCGACGUCUCCCGCGUGGUGGUGUGGGCCAGACCUCCCUCACUCCCGGCAGAGAAUCCUCACCAAGUCGUCUCUCAACAAUAUCAGCACUUGCUGGAUCGCAAUUGUCGCGAGUAGCUUCUGUGAGGCAUACUCGGUCUCAUUCAACUCCAAUGGGAUUCACCAGGGAUAAUCGAGGAAAACAUCAACACCACCAGCAGCAGCAACAGCGGAACGCUGCCGGGUUAUUCUCUUCCAUAUUCACGCCGUCGACUAGACAGAGUUCUCCAGAGGGGCAGGAUCCUCCACCCUCGUCGCUGCGGGCUGUUGCGUCAUCCGCCUCUGCUCUAGCUUCAGCCGUGGGAACCCCAAGGUCUGGUAACAAGGGGUUCUUCGGCUUUGCAUUUGGAAGUUCGAAUCAGCCAAAUUCCCCACCAUCAUCCCGCUCGUCCACUCGUGCGCUUUCUCCGGAUCGUGAUACUUGUCUGGUCGAUGAGUUUGCUGGCAUUUCCUUCCGUGCUCUGCUAGGGUCGUACACUGUCGAGCCUCUGGGGACUCCCGAGACUCCGGAGGAAGCACUCAAGCGAACCCCCGAGGGGCGUUUGGGAGAGCUUGCCGAAACUGCUGGAGACUUGCUGGAACGGGUUUACGAAGCGUACAAGGCUCGGACGAAUGCGCUUUCGGAUGUGAUGGACCAACAGGCCGAGGAUCAGGAUUUGUUGGAAGAAUCGAGGACCAAGACUGCAGAAUACAAGCUGCAGUUGGAACGGCUCGCCACGGAGGAGAGAGCGGCAAGAGAGGAGCAGCAGUUACGCCUCGCGGCAUACGAGAAGCGGAUAAGAGGUUUGGAGGAUGAACUGCAUCGCGAAAGGGCCAAGGCGCAGGACUUUGAACAACGGGCUGCGAUGGCUAAUCGAAGGAAGCGCGCAAGUGCAGCCAGCGACUCCGGCUUUGAGAGCGACGCAGAUAGCCUAUUCUCCAUUCGCGAGAGGGAUCGCAUGGCUAGCCCCGUAGGCUCAUUCCUGGAUACUAGCGUCGACGAAACUUCCUCCACAACAUCCACCUCGACAAUCACAACCUCCACUGCCUCUGCCGCGCCAUUAAAAUGCGACUCUUGUGCCAAAUCCCUCCACCCCGUCUCUUCCUCCGCGUCUUCCAUUGCAAGCAUGAGAAUCCCUACACCCCUCAGCCAAGCUUGGCCCCCUUCUAACAAUACCGGGAACAACAACAACAACAACAACAACAACAGCCCAACAUCAAAAUGGGGCUUCGCCGCUGCUCUCAGAGGGAAUAGGCAGACGGGCGUCUGGGGCGGGAGUGACGCGGAAAUUGUCCGUCAGGAGAAUCGUAUGCUCAGGGCUCGUGUGGGUGAACUUGAGGCUGUAGUGGACGACGUGCUGGAAGUCGUCGCUGGUCGUGGUGUUUUUUAAAUUCCUUCCUUUUCCAGUCUUUCGUUGAAAGGUACAGAGAGUGGGCACUAUAUUGUUUUUAUUUUAUUUUUAUUAUUACCUCAAUUUGUCGGAGGUUUUUUUCUCUCUUUUACCCCUACAUUGGUGAUUACGGAGUUGGUGUUUUUCUAUCUCUCUUCUUUUCUUUGGAUAAAUCUGCUUUCUUCUUCUACCCUGUUACCUCCUAGGAGUACUGGGAUGGAUGGGUUCUUGUGCAUAAUUUGUCUUUCUCAGUUGUGACUCGAUCUUUUUAUUUUCCUCUUGCCUAUGUUGUUAGGUAGAGUGUUUGGAUUCCCUGUAGUGUGAUGGUGGAUUAUCAUGAUUGCUUUGGUCAGAAAUGCUUUAGCAUACGGUACUUCCUAUGGCACUGGUAUGGAGCAUGCCUAGUUUUGACUUCUUCCAAUUUCGAAUUAGGUUGCGUUUCUAUCUUUUAUUUUUAUUUUUUUUGUGACGAAAUUGGGAGCGAACUUGGGAAGGGGGGGAGGGGUGGGGUGUCGGUAUAGUACUCGUACAAUAUAUUUGUUGGGGAGAAAUUUGAUUAUAUGCUAUGUUGCGCUAGGGCGGGCCAGGCUUUUUUUUUUCCUUUUUUUCGAGGAUAUGGAAUUUGGGAACAUACUCUAUAGAUUACCGCAUAAGUAAGGUUUACAUGAGAGUGAAAAAAGCGGGCAUUAUUAUUUUUUUGUUUUGCAGGAAGGAAAAAGGAAAAAAAGGAAAGAUGAAAGGAUAUUUAGCACAUCACCGCGAUAAAACGGCCCGUCCGGGUGAUCCCACAUGUCCCACUCAAUAAUCGCUCUACCGCUUCACCCGUUUAUUCGUCCCCGCCCUCAUCUUUCCCUUCCCCCCAUCCUCAUCCUCAUCCUCAUCCUCGACCUCCGCAUAAAUAGUCUUCGGCUGUGUCUCCUUCCAUGCAGCCGUGAACACGGGCUCCCUCUCCGCCACAUCCGCAUACUUUAGCAAUGCCUCUCUGGGAUCCUCAUCGCGCAUACUGCUCAAGCCAAUGCUUCUCUCAAUAUGUGCCUGAUCUGGCUGACUCUUCCCCCACGGUGUCUGCGCUGGCAUUGUUGGUCUACGCUUAUCCGCCACGACGCUUUUCUUGGCGAGCAGAGCAUUGGGAAGGAUUACCGCGUCACCGGAGAUGGUUGUUAGAUCUGUUGUUGUGAUGUCGGAGUUGUGGUCGUCGAUGUGGCGCUUCCGUGGGGCGCGCGAGAGGAGGGUUGUUGCGCCCUUGCGCGAGAUGGUUGGGGAGUACAGGAUGUGUAGGCACCCGUGACCGGAGCCCGUCAGGAUUUGAUUUAUAUUGGCAUGCCAGGUUAUGCUGGUCAAUGGGGAUGG
Tuber aestivum (summer truffle) is the source of this 3147-nucleotide messenger RNA. The record is from the annotation of a GenBank genome assembly. NCBI's taxonomy places the organism in Eukaryota, Fungi, Ascomycota, Pezizomycetes, Pezizales, Tuberaceae.